AUGUCGACGCUACGCAUCCCCACCGCCUCCGGUGCCAACUCGGGCACCUUCAACGCGGCCAAGGGCGCUCUUGCCGGUGCAGGCGCCGGUGCCGCCGUCGGCUCCUCCUCGUCCACCAACAAGGCUGCCCCAAAAUCCUACCCUUUCUGGCUCGGAGGCGCGGCAGGAUGUUGUGCGGCGAGCAUCACGCAUCCGCUCGACCUGACCAAGUAUCGGCUGCAGACGGCGACGGUGAAGCAGGGCAUGCUGCGCACCAUGGUGCAGUCGGUGCGCACCGAGGGCGUGACGAGUCUGUGGCACGGCCUGACGGCGACGCUGCUGCGCCAGUUCACCUACUCGGUGACGCGGUUUGCGGUGUACGAGGACAUGAAGACGCGCGUGACGGCGCGUUCGGGCACCGCGCCUACGACCGCUGAGCUGGCGCUGUGCUCGGGUACCGCGGGUGCGGUGGCGGGCGUGGUGGGCAAUCCCGCCGAGAUCGUGCUGGUGCGCAUGUGCUCGGACCUCAACCAGCCGCGUGAAGCGCGCUACGGCUACCGCAACUGCAUCGACGGCCUCGUGCGCAUCGUGCGCGACGACGGCGCCGCCACACUCUUCCGCGGCCUCGCGCCCAACGUGGUGCGCUCGGUCGUGAUGAACAUCUCGCAGCUCGGCUCGUACGAUCUCUUCAAGGGCAUCCUCCAGCGACUGGAUGUGCUGCCCGAUGGACCCGUGCUUCAGACAGCGGCGUCGUUCUGCGCAGGUACGCUCAGCACCACCAUGUGCACGCCCAUCGACGUGGUCAAGUCGCGCGUCCAGAACCUCAAGGGCUCGGGCGUGGGUGUGGGCACCGUCAUCCGCGACGCGCUCGCAAAGGACGGCCCGGCCGUCUUCUUCCGCGGCUGGACCCCCGCAUGGCUGCGUCUCCAGCCCCAAACCACGCUCCUCUUCCUCUUCUUCGAACAGUUCAAGGCGCUCGUCGACAAGUCGCGCGCGCCCAGGCUCGACGACACGCGCGUCGCCAACUGA
Molecule: messenger RNA, 1008 nt
Organism: Moesziomyces antarcticus
Lineage: Eukaryota; Fungi; Basidiomycota; Ustilaginomycetes; Ustilaginales; Ustilaginaceae
Product: mitochondrial carrier
Exons: 2
Coding region: 1-1008 (335 amino acids)
Biological process (GO): phosphate ion transmembrane transport; oxaloacetate transport; thiosulfate transport
Molecular function (GO): oxaloacetate transmembrane transporter activity; succinate transmembrane transporter activity; malate transmembrane transporter activity
Source: RefSeq, a predicted model, not a curated record